Messenger RNA from Rhagoletis zephyria (snowberry fruit fly), 4061 nucleotides. It is a transcript of the gene alphaCOP, whose product is annotated as coatomer subunit alpha. NCBI's taxonomy places the organism in Eukaryota, Metazoa, Arthropoda, Insecta, Diptera, Tephritidae. The record is from RefSeq and is a predicted model, not a curated record. Gene Ontology annotation, molecular function: structural molecule activity; protein binding. Gene Ontology annotation, biological process: intra-Golgi vesicle-mediated transport; endoplasmic reticulum to Golgi vesicle-mediated transport; retrograde vesicle-mediated transport, Golgi to endoplasmic reticulum. Gene Ontology annotation, cellular component: COPI vesicle coat.
CCAUCACUAACUUGACGUGUCAUUUUUUCAGCUAGGGAGCUCACAUAGUGUAGAAAGGAAGAAAAAACUUAACUGCCGACAACUCAUCAAUCAACGGGACGAAGGUAAUAGUACAUCGGAGCGACCACCACAUUUGUUCGUAAAAUCGAAAUCUGGCGCAUGAAAAUACUCCAAAGAUGUUGACCAACUUUGAAUCAAAGUCAGCACGUGUUAAAGGCUUGUCUUUUCACCCCAAACGACCAUGGAUUCUUGCCAGUUUACACACUGGCGUCAUCCAACUAUGGGACUACCGCAUGCACACCUUGCUUGAAAAAUUCGAUGAGCACGAUGGCCCUGUGCGAAGUGUCGCAUUCCAUCAACAAAUGCCACUGUUUGUGUCCGGAGGCGAUGAUUAUAAGAUUAAGGUCUGGAAUUAUAAACAACGCCGUUGUAUAUUUACUCUCUUGGCUCAUUUGGAUUACGUGCGCACGGUGGCUUUCCAUCAUGAGUACCCAUGGAUUCUCAGCUCCUCAGACGAUCAAACUAUUCGAAUUUGGAACUGGCAGUCCCGUAAUUGUAUUUGUGUGCUCACUGGGCAUAAUCAUUAUGUGAUGAGCGCACAGUUCCAUCCAACAGAAGAUCAAAUAGUGUCUGCUUCGUUGGAUCAAACAGUGCGAGUUUGGGACAUUUCUGGACUGCGUAAAAAGAAUGUUGCGCCUGGACCCGGUGGUUUAGAUGACCAUUUAAAGGGACAUCCGGGCGCUACAGAUCUUUUCGGCCAAGCCGAUGCUGUAGUCAAACAUGUUUUGGAAGGUCACGAUCGUGGUGUUAAUUGGGCCAGUUUCCAUCCCACUCUGCCACUUAUUGUAUCAGGAGCAGAUGAUCGUCUUGUAAAACUAUGGCGUAUGAAUGAAUACAAAGCUUGGGAAGUGGACACAUGCCGCGGUCACUACAACAACGUUUCCUGUGUGCUUUUCCAUCCUAGACAAGAUUUAAUUCUUUCCAAUGGUGAAGACCGUAGCAUACGGGUUUGGGAUAUGACUAAGCGCCAGUGCUUAUACACAUUUCGACGUGAUGGUGAACGUUUCUGGAUACUUGCUGCUCAUCCAACCUUGAACUUGUUUGCCGCUGGACACGAUGGCGGUAUGGUUGUAUUCAAAUUAGAGCGCGAACGUCCAGCUUAUGCCGUGCAUGGUAAUUUGCUCUAUUAUGUAAAGGAUCGUUUUCUACGCAAACUUGACUUCACAACUACUAAAGACACAGUUGUCAUGCAAUUACGUGGAGGUGGUAAAUCGCCAGUGCACAGCAUGUCUUAUAAUCCGGCAUUAAAUGCGGUACUCAUUUGCACGCGUACUAACAAUUUAGAGAAUAGCACGUAUGACUUAUAUCAAAUUCCCAAAGAUUCUGAAUCGCAAAAUGAGACGGAAUCAAAACGUUCAUCCGGUAUAACCGCAAUCUGGGUGGCCCGUAAUCGAUUUGCUGUACUCGACCGUAAUCAGCAGUUGGCAAUAAAGAACUUCAAAAAUGAGGUUACUAAAAAAAUACCAACCUUCUGUGAGGAAAUCUUUUACGCUGGCACUGGAAUGCUGUUGAUACGUGAUCCAGAAUAUGUCACCCUUUAUGAGGUACAGCGAUUAGUAUCUGUUGGUUGCAUCAAAUUGGCCAAGUGUCGUUAUGUUGUUUGGUCUGCCGACAUGUCGCUGGUAGCGUUGCUCUGCAAGCACUCAGUUACCAUUUGCGAUCGCCGCCUGCAAUAUUUGUGCACAAUCCAGGAGAACUGUCGCGUCAAGUCAGGUGCCUGGGAUGACUCGGGUGUCUUUAUUUACACCACCAGCAAUCACAUUAAAUACGCUAUCACAAACGGUGACCACGGUAUUAUCCGCACACUUGACUUGCCCAUUUACUUGACUCGUGUUAAAGGCAAUCAAGUAUUUUGCCUGGAUCGGGAAUGUCGUACACGUGUACUCCAUAUUGAUUCGACAGAAUAUAAAUUUAAGCUGGCUCUAAUCAAUCGUAAAUACGAUGAAGUAUUGCAUAUGGUGCGUAAUGCACGCCUUGUGGGCCAGAGUAUCAUUGCCUAUCUGCAACAAAAAGGAUAUCCUGAAGUGGCGCUACAUUUUGUCAAGGACGAGAAAACGCGAUUCGGUUUGGCCUUAGAAUGUGGAAAUAUCGAAAUUGCAUUAGAAGCAGCUAAGGCACUCGAUGAUAAGGACUGUUGGGAUCGACUAGGGCAAGCCGCAUUGCUACAGGGUAAUCAUCAAGUGGUCGAGAUGUGCUACCAACGCACCAAAAACUUUGACAAGCUCAGUUUUCUAUAUUUAAUAACUGGCAAUCUCGAAAAACUUAAGAAGAUGAAUAAGAUUGCAGAAAUUCGCAAAGAUGUUUCAGCCCAGUACCAGGGUGCCCUGCUGUUGGGUGAUGUCAAGGAACGCGUAAACAUUCUUAAAAACUGCGGCCAACUUUCGCUGGCCUAUCUUACCGCUGCGACGCAUGGUUUUCAAGAACAAGCAGGUCAAUUAGAGACAACGAUCACCCAGGAAGGUAAUGAGUUGCCCGUGGUCAAUCCAAAUGCAACGUUGCUCCAGCCACCUGUACCUAUUCAGCAAGUGGAAAGUAACUGGCCACUACUGACCGUGUCGAAGGGCUUCUUUGAAGGUGCCAUGAUUACACGUGCAGGCACUAGUGCCACUGCACGGCAAGCGCUUAACGCCAAUGCCGAUGCAGCUGUGUUGGAUGAUGUCGGCGCAGGUGACGGUUGGGGUGCAGAUGCAGACUUGGGUCUCGGAGAAGACGGUGACGAUGAAAUGCAUGACGCUCUCGAUAGCGAACCUGGUGCAGAAGGUGUUGGUGAGGAGGGCGCUGGCUGGGAUGUAGGUGAUGAAGAUUUGGUAGUGCCAGAAGAACUUGCCUCGAAAAUUAAAGCUUCUGCUUUGGAUAAUGGCUUUUAUGCUGCACCAAGCAAAGGGCUCUCUGCUCCCCAGCACUGGGCUAAUCAUUCGCCUCUUGUAGUAGAUCAUGUUAAAGCUGGCUCCUUUGAAUCGGCAUUCCGGCUACUCAACGAUCAAUUGGGUGUUAUUAAUUUCAAGCCUUUUAAAACAUUAUUUUUGCAGAAUUACACUUGUGCACGCACAAGUUUUACAGCUAUGCCCAAUUUGCAGUCACUGUCCGCAUACCCGCUUCGCAACACCGGCGAAACCAAUCCGAAAAAUCAACGCCCGGCAUUGGGUGUAAAAUUAAACGAUUUAGUGCAACGGUUGCAAGCCGGCUACCAGCUCACCACAGCUGGUAAAUUUACAGAAGCUAUCGAAAAAUUCCAUUCCAUUUUGUUACACAUACCACUGUUGGUGGUGGAGACAAAGCAGGAUAUCGCAGAAACACAGCAAUUGUUGAAGAUCUGUUCCGAAUACAUACUUGGCUUGAAAAUGGAAACCGAACGGAAGGGUAUGCCAAAGUCUACGUUAGAGGAGCAAAAGCGCCUCUGUGAAAUGGCCGCCUAUUUCACGCAUUGCAAACUACAGCCUGUCCAUCAGAUCCUUACGUUACGCACAGCUUUGAAUAUGUUCUUUAAACUGAAGAACUAUAAGACGGCUGCAUCUUUCGCCCGACGACUACUUGAGUUGGGUCCACGACCAGAAGUCGCACAACAAGUACGCAAAAUCUUGCAGGCCUGUGAAGUUAAUCCCAUAGACGAGCACCAAUUGCAGUAUGAAGAGUUCAAUCCAUUUAACAUUUGUGGUAUAAGCUAUAAGCCGUUAUACCGCGGUAAACCAGAGGUGACGUGCCCAUUCUGUGGUGCCUCUUUCGAUACGCAAUACAAGGGACAGCUUUGCACCGUCUGUGAAGUGAGUCAAAUUGGCAAGGACAGUAUUGGGUUGCGCAUAUCGAAUUUGCAAUUUCGCUAAAGAAGUGCAUUGAAGCACACCGUUAAUUUUAGUUCAUAACUUUAUACAUACAUAUACCAGAAAUUUUUAUGAAGAUGUGUUUUUGUCGAUUACAAACUUUAAUGUUAUGUUAAACAUAUUCCAUUAAAACUGACAUAUUUAACCUGUACGAAAAUAUUAAAUAAAGUAAGAUAUAAAACA